Molecule: messenger RNA, 1269 nt
Organism: Ipomoea triloba (trilobed morning glory)
Lineage: Eukaryota; Viridiplantae; Streptophyta; Magnoliopsida; Solanales; Convolvulaceae
Product: GDSL esterase/lipase At5g03610-like
Exons: 5
Coding region: 64-1119 (351 amino acids)
Molecular function (GO): hydrolase activity, acting on ester bonds
Source: RefSeq, a predicted model, not a curated record
AAUCACACCUCUUAUAUCUUCUUCAAUCUCUUCUUUCACUUUGAUUCCCAUUCUCCAAUCCUCAUGAAGCUCUCAAUAUGCCUUUGCUUCUUCUCCUUCUUCCUUUCACUCCUCAUCUCUGGGCAUUUAGGGAAUGUUGAAGGUUCGGGGCAUCGGCGGCGGGAUGAGAAGAAGGCACCGACGGCGCUGUUUGUGUUUGGGGAUUCGUACGCCGAUACCGGAAACCUGCCGAAGGCGGUGGCGUCAUCUUGGAAGCAGCCUUAUGGCAUCACCUUUCCCGGCAAGCCCUCCGGGAGGUUUACCGACGGUCGUCUCUUCACUGAUUUCCUUGCUAAGUUGCUGGGAUUGAAGUCUCCCAUACCGUUCAAAUGGAUAAAGUACGCCAUGCAUCGGCUGCAAUAUGGAAUGAACUUUGCAUAUGGCGGGACAGGAGUGUUUGAUACUUUAGUUGCAGCACCUAACAUGACUACCCAGAUUGAUAUUCUCGAGAAACUGAUUAAGGAUUCGGUGUACACAAAGAAAGACUUGGAGUCGUCGCUGUUCUUGGUCAGUGUCGCCGGCAACGAUUAUGCCUAUUACAUUGCCACCGGGGGCACUUUCGCGGGCUUGCCGGCGUUCUCGGGUCGUUUGAUGGAUCAAUUGGUGGCGGAUUUAAAGCGCAUCCGAGGAUUGGGAGCGAAGAGGAUAGCGGUGACGAGUCUGCCGCCACUGGGAUGCCUCCCGCGAAGCACCGCCGAGUUUUCGUUUAAACAGUGCAACGGCAGCGCGAAUUUAGGGGCCAGCUACCACAACAGCUUGCUGCAGAAUGCCGUCGCCGAACUGAACAAAGAAACCAAGGCUUCCUCGUACGUCGUUCUUGAUCUCUACACCUCAUUCUACGACAUCCUCCAGAAAAAACAAGGGACUAAGAAGUUCUCGAGUCCGUUGAAACCGUGUUGUCAGGGAGUGAAUAGCAGUUUCUUCUGCGGGGAUGUGGAUGAGAAAGGGGUGGCGAUGUACAAAGUGUGCCGUGAUCCUACGUCGGCGUUUUUCUGGGACACAGUUCACCCUACUCAAGCUGGAUGGAAUGCUGUUUAUACAUCUUUAAGAUCUACACUUGAACACAUAAUUUCCCAUUAAUCUUUACAAUACAUAGAUUCUUGAAUUGUGCCUUUGCCGCUGUUCUUGAGUAUAAUGUAUUCAAUUAACAUUGAAUAUUGGUGGGUGAAUUUGCUCCAUGCAACAAUCAAUAAUUAUUAAAUAAAAUUCAUUCAAUAAUUUAUGAUUGAA